AUGCCAUGGCCUGAUGACCCCGAUGUCCCCAACCCGGGGGACAUGGGCACCCAUUGCCCAAAGCCAUUGGGCUGGGACAGGUCAUGGCUCGAUGUCCUCAAUAUCCCAAAGUCCCCCAAGUCCCCCAAGGGACCGAGGUGGGACACCGUCAUCACCCCGGCUCAAGGGAUGGAGACCCACCACGGCCUCAUGUCCCCAACGUCUCUGAUGUCCCCGAAGGAUGUGGGACAUAGUUAUCACCCCCGCUCAAGGGAUGGAGACCCACCACAGCCCGACGUCCCCAACGUCCCCAACACCUCCGAUGUCCCCGAAGGACGGGUCUUGGGGGACCCCAAAGCUUUGGGGGCUCCAGGGGUCUUGGGGCACCCCCUGGCAGGGAGGGCUCCUGGUGGCCUCAGGGUCCCCAGCGCCCUGGACCCCCCGCAUGUCCCUGGUGUCCCCAAUGACCCUGGGGUGCUCAACGCCCUGGAGGUCCCCAACAGGCUGGGUGUCCCCAGCGCGCCGGGUGUCCCCAAUGUCCCAGGUGUCCCCAACGCCAUCAGCAAUGUGGGUGUCCCUAACGCUCUGCAGGUCCCUAAUGUCCCGAAGGUCCCCAACACCUUCCGUGACCCAGGUGUCCCCAACGCCUUGGAGGUCCCCAAGGGCUUCCGUGACCCAGGUGUCCCCAACGCCCUGGAGGACCCCAACGCCCUGAAGGACUCCAAUGCCCUGGAGGACCCCAACUCCCUGGGUGCCACCACACCGUCAUGGGACCGGGUGGUGUUCGUGCUGCCGGCCUUCGAGGUCCGCACGGGCACACGGGUGCCGGGGACGAAGGCGGAGCUUCGGGGGCUGUGGGGCACGGGGGAUGCCCGGCCCUUCUAUGGGGCACUGUGCCCCCGGUGCCAAGCACCCACAGGCUACGGGCGCUGGUGGGCGCUGCCACCCACCCCUCACCUGCGCGUGGCCUACGAGGCCCCGUGGCGUGACCCAUGGGAGCCCUUCUACGUGGGGCCGGCCCAUGGCGUGCCACCCUUCGAUGAGCGCUUCCUCCAGUACGGCUUCAACCGCAUCAGCCAGUCGUGCGAGCUGCACAUGGCCGGCUUCCGCUUCGCGGUGCUGGACGGAGCCUUCGUCGUCCACCGCGGCUUCAAGGAGGCCGGCGGCUUCCACGGAGGGCGGGAGGCCGAGCUGCACCGCAACCGGCAGCUCUUCCGGCACUUCCGUGCCGAGCUGCGCCAGCGCUACCCCCGCUCGCCCCACCACUGCUGACCGCACACUUGGGUCCCCUCCGCCCGGACGCCUGGGUC
Molecule: messenger RNA, 1289 nt
Organism: Aptenodytes forsteri (emperor penguin)
Lineage: Eukaryota; Metazoa; Chordata; Aves; Sphenisciformes; Spheniscidae
Gene: B4GAT1
Product: beta-1,4-glucuronyltransferase 1
Exons: 6
Coding region: 1-1251 (416 amino acids)
Molecular function (GO): glucuronosyltransferase activity
Source: RefSeq, a predicted model, not a curated record